CUUCAAUUCUCUAGCAUUCCCGAGUCCCAUUCAAGGAGACGACCAAUGUCUUACGGGUCUUGGUUGCAUCUUUGAUCUCUCCUUGGUGCUCGACUCAUACCGAAAUCCACCAGCUCAGCCAGCAGCGGAGAUAGUAGUGGACUGUCCCCACGUGGUCCUCAACCCUCGACCCUACCUGAACCUACCUGACCCUACCUGACCCAGUCCUGCCGCCAUCUGCUCAGGUCCAAACCUCAUCUCUUUUGUUGCUCCGUCCAAGUCGCCUGCGAUCCGAUCCCGGCGUCUCUUCUAUGAGCAAACACGACCUGCCUUCAAGCAGUAACAAGGAGGAGGGAGAGAUCACGGAACAAGCCCUCUACGAACUUGGUCUUCUCAAUCGACAUCCUCGCCCAGGUUCCAGAGUCACCAGACCACCAGAGACAGACAAAGUGGCGCACUGUAAGACAGUCUCCCUGCAAUACAUCUCGCCCUCCAGCUGCUCGAGAUUUCAGUCUUCGUUCUUUGUUCAAGUUGUCCAUCAAGAGACAUGAAAGAGAGAGAGCGCUGACACAAUGUUUGACCAUUCCUCAGACCAGCCCUCGCGUGCGAGGAACGGUAACUAUAACUCGCGCACCCUUUCUCACAGCGGUUCUGUCCAAACGCCAAACUUCAAACAAUCCAGCAUAUCAUCGGGGACUCUGGGACGGCCGCGCACCCCCACCGAUCCCAGACCUCGAACCAGAGACCGUCGUGGUCCCCCAUCCCCCUCUACCAGCAUCCCAGGAGCGGGACACCCUAUGGCCGGUAUGCUCGACUCGGAUCGUUCCCGUUCUCGUCGAGACCGCACCUUUGUCGGCGGAGAAUGCGCUGCCUGUGAAGAGCUGCUGGAGCAUACCCUUCGAGGUGAAAGAGUUCUACAGUUUUCGUGUGGACAUGUUGCCCACGAGGCCUGCUUCUAUGAAUACAUAAGAGAUUCCGACACACAAUACUGUCCGACCUGUGAGGCCCCGCUCGGGCUGGAUUCGUUUCGAGGAGGAAGCAUUCUUGAUCUGACCAAAUUGAGUAACCUGGUACGAGCGGUUGCACAGAAAGAAGUCACCUCUCCCCGAAGCACCGCCACCACGCCCAUGCCAUGGGACCGACAAACUCUACAGGACGACAGUGUGAGUGCUCGUGAGGGAGGCCAGCGACAUAGCAGAGACAACUCAAAUCGCAACAGUCGAGAUAGCCAACGACUCAGAAUUGAACGCCUAGGCGUUGGACUAACAAGCCCACCCGCCCAACAACCCCAAUCAAUCCUGCCGCCCCGAGAAGGGCGUGAAGGGUCACUGCAGAAUGGCUCGCAGCACGGUCCCCUUUCUCAUAUACGCACAGACAGCGGCAAUACGUCAAACGACUACACGAAUGAUCACGCCCACUCUCGCAAGCAUGAUUAUGACCUACACGCCAUGGAAACCACCGUCCCCAGUCCUCAUAUGAGACAAGUGACACAGCCUAUCCCUUUUCCCACUGUUACCGUCCGCAGCGAAUAUCCGACCUUGACCAGGUCCCAUCAGCAGCAAACGUUGACCUGCCUGGUCACGAUCGAAGUUCCCGAGAGCAAGUGGCAGCCACAAUUCGAUGAAGUCCAAACUACUCCUCCCGUCCCUGCGCUCCCUUCCGAUCCAGGCCGGGGCUCAUCUAAGACAAGACAAGAUAUCCCCCAGCCAACAGCGCCUGUUGAAUCACCCGAAGUUCUGGAAGAGAUCACCGAGGAGCUCAGAAAUCGAGUGGAUAACUGGCAUGGCCUCGAGUUUCAAAGAUUUGGCAACCUUCGCCUCCAUAGUGUUAUCCGUGUGGGCAAGGAUCGCCACUCAUGGCAAGAGCUGGAAUGCUAUCUUUUUGGCGAAAUGUUGAUUUGCGUCAAAGAAAAGAAGAACGGCCAAGGAUCUGUUAUCUCAGAGUCUAGUCGCAAGCUUUCGAGGUGUACCCUCAAGGGUUCCAUUUUGAUCAAGAAGCAUUUGCGUCAGGUUCAUGCGUCACCAGACGAGAAUAUUCUGACAUUAAAUCUCUCGGUUGCUGAACUGCCCACCUUCCAUCUGCAUUUCUCUGAUAGAAGUCAAAUGGAACAGUGGCAGCGGUCUCUUCGCAACCUCCACUCCUCGGAACCGGUGUCUCAAUUACCCACCGACUAUGAGCAAGACACUUCUGGGACAGAUGAUGAAGAGUUUGGUCGAAGACACCAGGGCGAGAGACGAAUACCAUCUGUCGCUUCAUCGUACGGUGCACCGAAGUCAGCCACAACCGCAGCCACCGAGUAUUCCUUGCACAGGCCACCCACAGACAAGCGAAUGCCAACUUCUUUGCAUGUUCCCGUGGAUCUGGUGGUUGUGAUCCCAGUCUCAUCAUCCAUGCAGGGUCUUAAGAUCACGCUACUCAAGGACACGUUGCGCUUUCUCGUCAACAGUCUAGGCGAUCGUGACCGUAUGGGUUUGGUCACAUUCGGCUCCAGCGGAGGUGGAGUUCCCGUGGUUGGCAUGAUGGGCAAGCAGUGGUCAGGCUGGAACAAGAUUCUCAACUCUAUCCGUCCCGUAGGCCAGAAGAGUCUACGAGCAGAUGUUGUCGAAGGCGCCAAUGUUGCUAUGGACCUUCUCAUGCAGCGCAAGGCAGAAAACCCCAUUGGCACCAUCCUUCUCAUCAGCGAUUCAUCAACCUCGGAAAGCGACAGUGUGGAUUUUGUCUCCCAAAGGGCGGAAGCAGCUAAGGUUGGAAUCUACUCCUUUGGCCUAGGCCUCUCCCACAAACCAGAGAGCAUGAUCGAAUUAUCGAGUCGCACCAAGGCGUCCUAUCUGUAUGUCAAGGAUUGGAUGAUGUUGCGCGAGUGCGCUGCUGGAGUCCUUGGAUCCCUGCAGUCGAUCUCGCAUCAGAACGUCAAGUUGAGACUCAAGCUGCCAGAAGGGUCUCCCGCCAAAUUUGUCAAGAUCAGCGGCGCCCUUCAAACGACCAAGAGAGCCACAGGAAGAGAUGCAGAAGCCGCUUUGGGUGAUCUGCAUUUCGGGGAUAAACGAGAUAUUCUCGUUCAGCUCGUCAUCGAUCCUGACAGCUCGUCGCAAGAACCUGCACCACAAGACCCUUGGGAGUCCAUCGUGUCCGGAUUGGAAGCACUGGGAGGUCCCUUGGACAACGAGGAUGCACGCGUGCAAAGCGUAGAAGAACUUCCUCUCUUGCAGGCCGAUCUCCACUUCGGUGACUUUUCGCGCGAUGGAUCUGUUGCACACCUCUCGCGUCCCUCAUUGCUUGCAAUAACAAUGCUACCUGCCAAUCCCAGGGCUCGGCAAAACGGCCGUGCAUCGACGCCUCCUAUCCCUCCCUACCCACAUAUUGUCCAACGAAGGAUGGAAUUACUAACUUCGGACAUGUUGAGUCGUGCCCUGACACUGGUGGCUCGCGGCCAACACGAUCGGGCUGCUCACCUUUUGAACGAGACCAGGACAAUCCUCAAAGGACUUGGAAAAGGCGGACUUCCUCCUCUUCCUCCCGGAGCGGCACAACCAGCGCAUAAACACAAUUCCCCGACAGUGAAAGCGAGAAGCCCCCGAGCGGCCACACCAGAUCAUGCACGCGACCAGAGCCCUCAUUCUGACACCAGUUCGAGCACACCGAUCCCCCGCAACGCUGGCGUCGAUCAGAGUGUCAUGAGCGCUCUCGACGCCGAUAUCGAGUCAAGCCUGGAGUGGAUCGGUCAUCCUGCCGUGUUCUCGCGAGACUCUCGUAAGGCUGUGCUUCAAGCGAUAGGCGUCAUAUCCUCUCAACGGGCUUACACCUUUCGAUCUGCUUCCGAGUCCAUAUGGGCUGAGCGAGUUGCUGGCGUCAAGCGACUUACGGAGCUCUCACGGGAAUGGCGAGAAACGGUCGACGAUGCACUGACCGAAGAGUAAUGAAACCCACGAUCUAUUCAAUUGGUUCUUGACCUUGUCCAUAGGUAGUACAUACAUGCAUAUGUACAUCCCUUUUGUAUAACUUUGAGUAUAACACGUGAUAUGACGAGCUUUUGUGACAAUUCAGCAAUAGUUCAUUGCGGUUUAGCGUUGCCAGGCAUAUAAGCCAACUCCUCAUAUUCUUUUAGGCUAUUAUUAUAUUUAGUUCAACCAGCAUAUUCAUU
Messenger RNA from Exophiala mesophila, 4120 nucleotides. RefSeq lists its product as hypothetical. NCBI's taxonomy places the organism in Eukaryota, Fungi, Ascomycota, Eurotiomycetes, Chaetothyriales, Herpotrichiellaceae. The record is from RefSeq and is a predicted model, not a curated record. The transcript has 3 exons. The coding region runs from base 552 to 3896 and encodes 1114 amino acids.